GCCUCGGCUGCCGCCGCUCCGCCAUCUUUCUCGGCUGCCCCAUUGUUCACUCAGCGGCGGUUAGGCGGCUCAUACUGCGCAAUAAAAUAACUUGACGGCGUUACAGGCCAGCUGCCCGCGACAGUCGUCUUUCUCUCAGGGUUGCGACUUGUUCUCGGUCAGCAAGUUAAACAGAAUGGACGAUGACCAGCCCAAAACCCUGUACGUGGGGAAUCUGUCCCGGGACGUGACAGAGGCCCUCAUCCUGGAGUUGUUUGGCCAGAUUGGACCCUGCAAGAGCUGUAAAAUGAUAGUAGAUACGGCGGGUCAUGAUCCGUACUGCUUUGUGGAGUUCUAUGAGUAUAGACACGCCACGGCCACAAUCGCGGCCAUGAACGGUCGGAAAAUACUGGGUAAGGAGGUCAAGGUCAACUGGGCCACGACGCCAACCAGCCAAAAGAAAGACACAAGUAGUCACUUCCACGUCUUUGUUGGAGAUUUAAGUCCUGAAAUCACCACAGAUGACAUAAAAGCAGCAUUUGCUCCGUUUGGGAAAAUAUCGGAUUGUCGAGUGGUGAAAGACAUGGCCACAGGUAAAUCUAAAGGCUAUGGCUUUGUCUCCUUCUUCAACAAAUGGGAUGCUGAGAACGCCAUACAGCAGAUGGGAGGGCAGUGGUUGGGCGGGAGGCAGAUCAGAACCAACUGGGCCACGAGGAAGCCGGCGCCUAAGACUACGAACGAGACACCCAACACUAAGCAGCUAUCCUUCGACGAGGUGGUCAACCAGUCCAGCCCCAGCAACUGCACCGUCUACUGCGGGGGGGUCACCACCGGCCUCACGGAGCAAAUCAUGAGGCAGACCUUCUCACCUUUUGGCCAAAUAAUGGAAAUCCGUGUUUUCCCGGACAAAGGCUACUCGUUUGUGAGGUUCAACUCCCACGAAGCGGCAGCUCACGCCAUCGUGUCGGUCAACGGCACGUCCAUCGAGGGCUACGUGGUCAAGUGUUACUGGGGCAAAGAAACCACCGACAUGGUCAGCCCCAUCCAGCAGGUACAGAUGCCACAGCAGAGCGCGGUGAGCUUCGCGGCGGCGCAGCCCUACAGUCAGUGGGGUCAGUGGUACAGCAACACGGCCGCCCAGCAGAUCGGGCAGUACGUGCCCAACGGGUGGCAGGUGCCGAGCUACGGCGUCUACGGGCAGACCUGGGAUCAGCAGGGCUACAAUCAUUUACACGCCGGGGCCGGAUGGACAGGCGUGGGCGCCGUGAGCAACGGGGCCAUGGUGGAGCCGGGCCAGGGGGUCAACGGGGCCGUGCUCACCAACACGGCCGGCAUGAGCGCCGCCGGCUACCACACCCACUGAUCAGAGGUCCCAGGAGGCCGCUCUGAAGCCUGCAAGGGCCAGGAGGGUGAUGCUCUGCCGGGGGG
Molecule: messenger RNA, 1407 nt
Organism: Pungitius pungitius (ninespine stickleback)
Lineage: Eukaryota; Metazoa; Chordata; Actinopteri; Perciformes; Gasterosteidae
Product: cytotoxic granule associated RNA binding protein TIA1-like
Exons: 12
Coding region: 176-1342 (388 amino acids)
Molecular function (GO): RNA binding
Source: RefSeq, a predicted model, not a curated record